UUGUCUGGAUUCAAGCCAGGCUCUCGUUCUUUUUUUUCUCUCUCACUCUCUUAAACCAGCAGCUGCGACCUCUGUUGCUCCUCCCAAGACUCGAGAUUUCUCAACAUCCCACCAUCGCCACGUGGAUUGCUCUCGAGCCACCUUUGGGUCUUAACACAUACAGUCGUCUUUUUUUUUUUUUCACGCCCAGUCUCUUUCACGAGAUUUCUAUUUUAACAAGGCUGGAAAUUCUUUUGAUUGUUAAAGAAAUAUCUCUGCAGAUUCCAGGCCACUUCUUCUUGCCUGUCGCUGGCUGCUCGUGGCGGGCCGCAACCUCCAACAGAGUUCGUCAACAUGGGUGCCUUCUUCACUGGGUGGGAGUUGUGGGAAGAAAUGAGCUUUGUCUUGGCAUGCGCCAUCGUGUUAGUCUUCGCCUUUGGGCUGGUACGGCUGUGGUGGACGAACCGCAAAAUUGCAAGGCUCGAAUUGGUUGACGAAGAACGGCGCGUACGAUUGGCCGAGAUGCGGUAUUGCGGUAUCAACGCUCGCGGCAUCACCGAUAUCCCCUUUGGGGUGCGCGCAAUACAAAGUGGCAUUGAAGUGGAAGGCAUCUGGAUAUCAAGGCCCAACACACCUGGCUCCAGCCAUGCCGCCUCUUCUCCCACCCUUGUUGGCGACCCUACCGGCCUAAAGGCAAAGUUGAAGGAAAAGGGCAAAGGAAAGGCUCGUUACAUGUCGGUGGACGUUGCCGAGACGGCUUCAUCGUCGUCACCUCCGCAGACGACACCUACAUCGGGCUCUUCGACACCCCAGCGAGCUGACGAUGCCGAUGUGAAUGAUGCACGACAGCCUCGGGUCCAGCAGCCGAUGGAUUAUUCCAAUACACCCAAGGGGUCACUCGAUGCUCAGCGACGAAGCAUUGCUCGCCAAAUGGCUCCUCGCAGCUCCUCUACCAACCGCAACAGCAUGGCCUCGUCAUCCAUGGGCGACUUUGUGGCUCCCCAUUCGAGGAACUCUUAUGCUAGCUCGAAGCCAAUCCUUCAGGGAUCCACCGAAUACUACUCUGACAUCUCCAGAACCGGGACAAACGAAUUCUACGAUGCCCCUCCGUCUGCAGUUUGGGACCACGGAUACAGCAGCUCUGAUGCAGAGAGCGCAGAGGUGGCCGGCCAACGACCACAGCCAGGCCCUUCCAGGCUACAGAAGAAAUCGCAGUUCUAUAAGCCAAUACGCAAUUAAUGAUGCAAGAAAUGGGGGGGGGAGGGGGAAGAAUACUGAAGGCCCCCUGGCGGGGCCAUGAUUUUCACGUGGUUAUAAUGACUUGAUGUCUAUUUUUCACGCCGUUCAUGAGUUAUGUUUUAUAAGAAAGAAAGAAAUCGAGGACUUAGAUUUUUGCCAUGCGGGCCAUUUGCAAAUACUAGCUAAAUUAUCAAACAAAGAAACAUUGAACACC
This is a messenger RNA of Trichoderma atroviride IMI 206040, 1432 nucleotides long. RefSeq lists its product as uncharacterized. NCBI's taxonomy places the organism in Eukaryota, Fungi, Ascomycota, Sordariomycetes, Hypocreales, Hypocreaceae. The record is from RefSeq and is a predicted model, not a curated record.